GUCGCCCCUCAGCAUGGCCGGAGCGCAGAUGUUAGUCUCGGCGGCGGUGGUGGUACUGGCCGCGAUGGGCGGGUUAGCGACCAAUCACGGCCUCGGAGGAGACGGCGGACACGCCCACUCCAGCUGGCACUUCAGCGGUCCAGUGGCGGGUCCUCACAAGCAGGUGCACGUGGCGGCCGGCCUCGGAGGACACGGAGGACAUUCAGGACACGGAGGACAUUCAGGACACGGAGGACACGGAGACGGAGGAUACAUCGACUAUGUGGCGGAGCCGAAGUACUCGUUCGGCUACGAGGUGGCGGACCACAAGACGGGCGACCUCCACGGCCAGCAGGAGCAGCGCGACGGAGACUCGGUGAAGGGCUCCUACCACGUGAAGGAGCCCGGCGGCAACGUGCGCACGGUGCAGUACCUGGCCGACAAGCACGGCUUCCACGCGCGCGUGCACAACAGCGGCGGCAACGACCACUCGGGCGGGCACGCGGGUAGCCACUCGGGCGGGCUUGCAGGUGGCCACUUAGGUAACGGAGGUGGCCACUCGGACGGGAACGCCGGUGCGGGCGGCCACUCGGGCGGGCAAGCCGGUGGCCACUCGGGCGGGCUUGCCGGUUUGGGUGGACACUCGGGCGGGUUUGCUGGUGUGGGUGGCCACUCGGGCGGGCACGCGGGUGCGGGUGGCCACUCGGGCGGGCUUGCCGAUGGCCACUCGGCCGGGCACGCUGGUGGCUACUCGGACGGGCACGCUGGUGGCCACUUAGAAGGUCACUGAGGUGGCCACUUAGACGGCUAUAGCCAUAACGGUCACUACGGAUACUACUAGAUGUCAUAACACCAAAACCCAGAAAGAAUGUCCUCGUUUUUCCCAAUACUGUACUAAAUGAUAAGUAUCUAUUUGUGAAUCCUAGUCCUGCUUUAAUGUUUUAUUUAUUGACUAAGAGUGAAAUGACUGUGAAUUAUUGUUUGACUUAAUAAAUUUAUGACAUUUUUUGAGCAAAA
Bacillus rossius redtenbacheri is the source of this 996-nucleotide messenger RNA. RefSeq names its product circumsporozoite protein-like. NCBI's taxonomy places the organism in Eukaryota, Metazoa, Arthropoda, Insecta, Phasmatodea, Bacillidae. Gene Ontology annotation, cellular component: extracellular matrix. The record is from RefSeq and is a predicted model, not a curated record. The transcript is spliced from 3 exons. The coding region runs from base 14 to 769 and encodes 251 amino acids.